AUGACUGAGCCAUCAUUGACUGAUGUCAUCAAAGCUAUUGAUAAAGAUGAAAAUAUUGAUUAUGGGGAUCUGAAUACUUGUCUUCAAAAUUUUGGAGUUUACCUUUCUAAGCCAGAAUUUCAGAAGAUCACAGAGUUGACUGAAGCUGGCGUAUUGCCUGAUGCUAUUGAAAACCUCCACAACCUUAGCAAAGAGAAGAUGAGUGCUCCUGACCUGUGGAAUACUCUGUCUAGUUUGAAAAGUAAUUUAAAAAAAGAUGAAUUCCUAGCUGCACUGAAAUUAGCAACAGUUGAUGGUGAGAAGGUUGAUACUAGUGACCUGGAAAUUUUUCUGCAAAAUAUGGGGAUAGAGCUCACAGAAGAUAAAGGCAUGGAAUUACUGAACAAUCUUCCAGUUGAUGCCAAAAGAAAGGUGUAUAUGAACAGAUUGAUGAAAGAAUUGCAGUCUUUUAAAGGGACAAAGGUAUCUUUAGAUAAGGUGGACACUUUCAUUAAAAACAUGGGAAUUGACCUCAAGGAGAAAGAAAUCCAGGAAUUGAAGGACCACCUACCAGUUGAUGGUGAGAGUUUUGAAUAUCAAUAUACCCCUUAGCAAAACUUUGCACAUGAGGCCAGUAUCAGGGCUGGAAAGACUAAAGAUAGGAUGUAUAUGAAAAGAAGAAAAAGAAAGAGUGAGGCCUUCAGCAUAGCUGAAACCAAAUAGCUAUCACUUGAGAAGGAUCACCAAGAAUGCUACCCAAUAUAGAUGGCAAGUGUCACUCUCCAUAGGAAAUGCCAAGGUCUAACGAGAAUACUUAAGACUGUAAUCUUUGGGUUUUGGGUUUUUUUUUUAAAGAAUGUGGAGGAUUUAUUAGACUAGAGAUUUUGCAGAUUUCAGAGCAUUAAGAACUCACAAAAUCAUAUGAUCCAGUGUCCCUACUGCUAAUCCAGCAUUAGAUAGCAAUGACCAACACUUAUAUAGUCCUGACAUGUGCAAGGCACUGUUCUAAGCACUUUACGUAUAUAAUCUUAUUUAAUCUUCCAAACAACUCUAUAAGGUAAGUGCCAUUUUAACCCUAAGUUUACAUAUCAGGAAAUUAAGGCACAGAGAAAACAAGGAGCUUACCUAAAGUCAGAAAGCUAGUAAGUGGUGGACAGGCAAUCUGGCUCCAGAAACUAUCUCUUAACCACUGUGCUAUACUGCCAUGGACUACAGAAUUAGUGAACUUAAGAAGAUGUAUAGUGAAGUUACCAACUGGAUUAAUUAAAUUUGGCAUAUGUAAGACUGUUCUCAUGCUAGUAGAACUGAGAAAAUUUUAUCAGGAAAUUUUGAGGGACACUUGCCCCCUUU
Molecule: messenger RNA, 1329 nt
Organism: Aethalodelphis obliquidens (Pacific white-sided dolphin)
Lineage: Eukaryota; Metazoa; Chordata; Mammalia; Artiodactyla; Delphinidae
Gene: EFCAB13
Product: EF-hand calcium binding domain 13
Exons: 6
Coding region: 1-591 (196 amino acids)
Source: RefSeq, a predicted model, not a curated record